UGCCAUCUGUUGCACCGCCUCCAGCUGGAGCCGGCAGAUCCGGGUCUCGUGGCUGACAGUGACGUGGUCAACCGAAUCCAAACAGAGCUGAAGGAGGAAGCCGACGGCCGGGAGCAGCAGCGAUAGCGGCGUCCGGAGCAGCCGCAGCGUUCCGGAAACCCCAGGCGGUCUUUCUGCCGAGACUGGGUCCCGGCCCAUACCCUCCCCGCCCCGUCGGUUGUUGUCUGGGCGGAUUUGAGCAGUCAAGUAAAAUUAAGCUGGGCAAUCAUGGCAGAAGGAGGAUUCGAUCCCUGCGAAUGUGUUUGCUCUCAUGAACAUGCGAUGAGAAGGCUGAUCAAUCUGUUGCGGCAGUCACAGUCCUACUGCACGGACACAGAAUGUCUUCAGGAACUACCAGGACCCUCCAGUGACAAUGGCAUCAGUAUUACUAUGAUUUUGAUGGCCUGGAUGGUUAUUGCAAUGAUCUUGUUCCUACUGAGACCUCCCAAUCUAAGAGGAUCCAACUCUCCAGGAAAGCCAAGCAGUCCUCAUAAUGGACAGGAUCCAUCAGCUCCUCCUGUGGACUAACUUUGUGACAGGGGAAGUGAAAAUAGCUAACACCUUGCACGACCAAAUGAACAAAGAUGACCGGAGUGAUCUUAACCCACUAGAAGAGUUUUCCUUUUGCGUCUGCAACUUGGGAUGGUAUCAUUUCCAUGAGCUUCUAGAAAUUUCACUUGUAAACUUAUUUUUGCUUCCUGUGUUAUCACCAUUCCUAUGUUUCAGUAAAUGAUUAUAUUAAAAAUUAUAUAUACAUGGGGCUUUUUUGGUUGUCCUAAACUUAAACAUUCCACUCAUUCUGUUUGUAACUGUGAUCAUUAAUUUUGUGGUGAUUUCUGGCCUGAUUGAAAGAAAUUUGAGAUUUCUGAAUUUUAAUAUUUUAAAUAGUUUUGAUAGAUUAAAAAAAUUUUUUCAUAAGGUAUUUAUAAAGUUAUUUGGGGUUAUCUGGGUCUGUAUGAAAGAAAAUGAGAACCACAGUUGUACUUACAUUUACCUUCUAGUUUAUUUGUGGGCAGCAGUUUUCUCUAGUUCUGGACUGUGGUGGCUCUUAGAAUAUUAUAGAAAUUAUAGGUGAAAUCUGUAUCACUUGUUACAGUUGGUUUAUAUGGCUAUAGUAAGAGGAGAAAAGUGAAAUGGUUGUUUACCGAUUUUUUUUCCCCUUAAAAAUGUCUAGUGUUAAUACUUUAAACAAAUAUGGUUAUCAGUAUAGUAGAUGAUUAAUAGGCCAUUAUGUAACAUUUGCAAGUCACUGUACACUAGCCUUACAAGAAAGGGGAAAAGGGGAAAAGUUCAUCCUUUCUGCCUUUGCCAGGUAGAAUCUGUUCAGUAAUAAUUUAAGCUAUAAUUUAUUUGUAAAUGAGUGCCUCUCAGGAAGCUUCUUUUCUAACAUUUCCCUAUUAAAAUGAAACUAUCUUACAUCUGGAUUGGGGCCUGUUUGGUUACUGACAUUUGAAUGCCUAUUUACAUAUUUCCUCUUUUAUUUGAAGAAAAAAUUCGAGUCUUUUGUUAUCCUUAUGACUUUAAAAAUUUUUAAAUGACAUCUUGGUUUAUUCCAAGGGAAAAUGAGGAAAAUAAGAAACAAUAAAGAAACGUUUUCUAGAGGGCCGAGAUUAAGCUCAGUGGUUUCGCCACCUGCCUCGCAAGCACAAGGACCCGAAUUUGAUCUCCGGUACCAAAAAAAAAAAAGAAUCGUUUUCUUACCCCUUAACCUCAUUCCUGUUUGUUAAAGGGGUGGAUUAGGGUGGGAAAAGAGCAUUAAUAUAAGUGAGAUUUCGCAGUGUGUAAAAAAGGAAAAAGGGGCCGGGGAUUUAGCUCAGUGGUUUCCCCUCCUGCUCCGCAAGCACAAGGACCCAAGUUCGAUCCUCAGUACCAAAAAAAAAAAAAGGAAAAGGGUUCAUUGUUAUGCUCAGUUUGGAAAAAAAGUGAAUACAAAUGACAUUUUUAAAUGACUGCAUGACCCAUGUGGUUUUAGAAUUUUUCCCUAGCAAAUGAUUACAGUUCAUUUAUGGCGGGUAGAAGAUAUUUUCCUAUCAAUGUAAGGAUUUCCCCCAUAGGUCAAUCUAGCAUUUCAUUGUACAGCGUAGAUCUGAGAAAUUAUUUCUGUGAAUUCAAUAAACUUAACUAUAUCAUUAUACUGGUUAGCCUCUGAUCCAGUUGUGUGAUACUUUUAGGGUAUUUCCCCCCUUUAUUAUGACUACAUUAUAGGCCAUAAGCAUUGUAACGGCAUUAUUUCAUUACAUAAUCCACUACUGACUGCUUGCAUUCUUCCAUGUGCAUUUUAUCUUGGCUUUGUAUUCAGCUCCCUGAAAUAAUACAACCAAAUCUGUAUUACUAAUGAAGGGGUAGUUUUGGGCAGGUAAUUUAAAUCUCAGCUAAAUGAACACCACAGAGUAAAGAUUUCCCCUCUCGCUGUGGCCUACUGUUAGCCUUCCCAGCUGUCUAGCUGGUAAAGUGUUUAAGCAGAAAUGGCUGGAAUGACAUACCAUGGAGCUAAAUCCCUCCAGCAGUCCUUUUACUGCCCUCACCCCUUGGAUUUUGACAUUUUGUCCAUAUUUCCAAACAGUCUCUUCUCUAACCUUCUGGAAGCCAAUCCCUGGUAGAGAUACUGCUAUACCCCAGUUUACAGAAUCUGGGGCUAACAAAUCACUGAGAAUUGGCGGGAGGCUGAGGCAGGAGGAUUGCUGCAAAUUUGAAGCCAGCCUGGGCUACAUAGUUCAAGGCCAGCCUGAACUACAAAGUGAGACCCUGUCUCAAAAAAAAAAAAAACGCAAGAGGCUUCUAGAACCCAAAUAGCGGGCCAGGGAUUUAGCUCAGUGGUUCUCCCUCCUGCCUCGAAAGCUCAUGGACCGGAGUUUGAUUCCCGGUACCGCCCCCCAAAAAAAGAACCCAAAUAGCUAUGACCAGAAAAGAACCUAUUUGUGACACAUCAUAAUCAAAAUUCCAGAAAUUUAACAAAAGGAGAGAAUACUAAAAGCUGUUAGAGAAAAACAAGUAACUUAUAAAGGCAGGCACAUCAGAAUAACUGCAGAUUUCUCAGCACAAACCUCAAAGGCCAGGAGAGCUUGGAAGCAAAGUUUUUCAAACCCUAAAAGAAAAGAAUUGUCCAACUCAACUUUUAUAUCCUGUAAAAUUAGCCUUCAGAAUUGAUGGAAAAGUAAAGACUACAUGACCAUUAAACCAGCAUUGCAAAACAUAUUUAAGGGAAUCUUAGAUGGACAGGGAGGCCUUCAGCACCAAAGAACCCAAAAGAAAGAGAGAAAGCAUAUAUCUACCUGGGAGAGUAGUUAAACAAAAGGAAAAAAAAAAAAAAGAGCACCAGAAAAUGCAAUGACAUGUUUCAAUGAACACCUUAGAAUAAUAAUGCCCAAUGUCAGUGGUCUCUUAACUCCCCAGUCAAAAGACAGACUGGCAGGUUAGAUUUUUUAAAAAAUGCAAUCACAUAUUAUUACCUACAGGAGACACACCUCAUCCAAAAGCAAUAUAUAGACCAAAAGUGAAAGAAUGGAAAAUGAAACUCCAUUCAGCUGGAGCCCCAAAACAAGCAGGAGUAGCCAUCUUACUUUCAGAUACAGCAGACUUCAAGUCAAAACUGAUCAGAAGGGGCCAGGGAUUUAGGUCAGUGGUUCCACCGCCUACCUGGCAAGAGCAAAGUCCUGAGUUUGAUCCCCAGUACCAAAACAAACAAACAAAAAAAGGGUCAAUGAAGCAAAAAGUUGGUUCAUGAAAGAAUAGGAGAGGAUUUGGGGAUGGGAAAGACAGGACUGGGAGGGGAGAGAAAAGUAAACCAACUCCCCUACAAUAAAUGUAUUUACUGUGUAUCACAAUAUACUAAUAAAAAAGAAAAAAUGUGUCAGCCUUUUCUUCUUAUGGACCUUCUAUUACAUUGGCAACAAAAGGUUUUGUUUGUUUGUUUUUUGGUACGGGGGAUCGAACUUGGGACCUUGCGCUUUCAAGGCAGGUGCUGGAACCACUGAGCUAAAUCCCCAGCCCAGUUUUUUUUUUUUUAAACAAAAGUUCUUAAUGAAGUAUUUACUCCUGGAGUUUUUGCUUGUUUAAUUUUUCUGCAUUGCUUAAAAGACAGUUUAGUGCACAUAAAGUGUUCUUAUUAACCUAACUAGUAAUUUAUAUUCUAUUUAAUUCUUUUAACUUUCCAUGUGGCCUUGAGCACAUUCUUAAAUCAUUAUUCACCUUGUAAACAUUCACUUGAACUAUAGCUAUACUGUAUUCCUUUUCAAGUUAUCUGGGUAAAAGAAAGAUGAAGGUUACAUUUUUAUCAUUUUGGGCUCUUGAAACAUUCCACAAAUGCUGGAGAUAUAGCUCAGUGGUGGAGCACCUGGCUAGCAUGCACAAGGCCCUGGGUUCAAAACACUCCUCAAAAAAAAGUUUGGGGGCUGGGGAUUUAGCUCAGUGGUUUUGCUGCCUGCCUCACAAGCACAAGGACCCAAGUUCGAUCCCCAGUACCAAACAAACAAACAAAAGUUUGGGGCUGGGGAUUUAGCCCAGUGGUUUCACCACCUGCUGCGGAAGUGCAAGGACCCAAGUUUGAUCCCUGGUACCCCCCCCCAAAAAGUUUGUUUUAUGGCCAUUUAAAGUUGUUUUAUUUAAAAUAAUGGUAGUUUUGUUUUUGUUUUGCUUUCCAUAUGGAAAAGGUGAACAUCAGAACUGUUUAUAGUAAAAGAUUUUUAUCUUUUAAAGCACUAGCAAAUGGUCUGGUGGUCAUAUUUCAAACAGCAGAGAUUUUCAGGAGUAAUUGUUGAAUAGCACUAGUUGGUCUGAAGGUUGUGGGUUAUUGUUAAACUGAUUAGUGAGUAGCUCUAAUACCAUGGUUAUUUUUAGUGUCUUCGUGGUGUGUGAUGUGAAGUGUUGAUGGAAUUACCAAUAUCUUAUAUUUUUGAAGGAACCUUGGAAGUCCAUCACUCUAGAGAAAGUCUGUCACUCAAACUGGGUACCUUAUGUGCUGGCAUUUGACCAGUUUAGUUUAAGACACAAACUAGCAACCUGAAGAAAGAAUAAUGAAGAGUGUUUACAGUUAAUGGUUAAAUCUUGUUGUUGCAAUAAUAGGGUUAGUCUUAUUAUAUUUCUUAACUAAAAAGAUCAUAGUAUUUGUUACCAUUUCUGAUGAUUACUUUGUUGAAAAGCAGAGUGGUCAUGUGAUGAAUUAAAUGUAAAUUUGCUGUUUUUAAAUGUUAAAAUCAUGCCAAACAAAUCAUGUCUGUGCCAUCCAGGGUUUAUUGUUAAACUUUUACUGAGUACUUCGAUUGGGAUAAAGGGCUUGUACUAUGCACUUUUUAUUAAUGAAUAAAUAGAAAAUGUUAGUAA
Heterocephalus glaber (naked mole-rat) is the source of this 5358-nucleotide messenger RNA. RefSeq names its product small integral membrane protein 14 (gene Smim14). Lineage: Eukaryota; Metazoa; Chordata; Mammalia; Rodentia; Bathyergidae. The record is from RefSeq and is a predicted model, not a curated record. Gene Ontology annotation, cellular component: endoplasmic reticulum.